Molecule: messenger RNA, 1578 nt
Organism: Cladophialophora psammophila CBS 110553
Lineage: Eukaryota; Fungi; Ascomycota; Eurotiomycetes; Chaetothyriales; Herpotrichiellaceae
Exons: 8
Coding region: 1-1578 (525 amino acids)
Biological process (GO): carbohydrate transport; transmembrane transport
Cellular component (GO): membrane
Molecular function (GO): carbohydrate:proton symporter activity
Source: RefSeq, a predicted model, not a curated record
AUGGCGACGACCAAGGCUUCUGCUGAAGUUCGAGAGACCAUAGAUUCGAACAUUGAUUCCCCGGUCUGCCCGACCCCCAAUCACAAAUGGUUGAACUGGCUGGUGCUCAUAAAUUUAAUUAUUAUCGGUCUUGCAGAGGGUCUUUGGGGCUAUGAUGGAGCUUUGAUCUCUCCUCUCAUAUCGCUUCCACAUUUCGUAGCCAAAUAUCAAGGUCCUGGAUUUGAUGGAGCAUACGUCUUUUCUGCGAGAAACUUGGAUUUACUCGUGGCGCUUCCCAUAUGCGGAGGUGCUAUCGGCGCGUUUGUAGCGACUCCGCUUCAGAGACGAAUCGGACGCAAGAGGAGUCUUCUCCUGGCUUACGCUAUACUCUGCAUUCCUGGCUCCAUUUUGCAGCUUUUUGCCCCCAAUCUGGCCGCCUUUGUUUUUGGGAGGUUCUGGAAUUACCUUGGUAUGGGCAUACUGACCAACAUCACCACCAUAUAUCAAUCAGACCUCGUCCCUGCUCAUGUCAGAGCUCGAGCCGUUGGAUUCACCGUUGCAGGUUUUGCUGCAUCCGCUCUCCUUGCUACGGUUGUUGUAUGGGCGGCCGAAAAGAUCGACGAUCACCGCCAGUAUGUCAUUCCGCUGGGGAUUCAAGCAGCUGCCCCUGCGCUGUUAUUCGUUUUGACUCUUUUCAUCCCCGAAUCCCCAAUAUGGCUGAUCAGUAAAGGGCGAAUCGAUGAGGCAAGAGCUGUUCUGACGUCUUUACGUGCGGAAAACAUGACAUUGGUGGAGGCCGAGGUCACAGCUGCCUUGGAUGCUCUCAAGACCGAACAUGACGAACGAGCGACGAGAAGCGUCUGGGAUAUCCUGAAACCGCCACAUCUCGAAAGAACUUUAUCCUCUGGAGCACUUUACUGUACGUCACAAUCGAGUGGCCAGAUCCUCGUAUCCACAUAUUCUACUGUGAGCCUCAUCCAAGCCGGAGUCGCCGAUCCAUUUAAGAUUACAGUCAUUAUCUACAUGGCACAACUAAUUGGCACCAUUAUUGGCCCUCCCUUGGUUGACAAAAUCGGUCGGCGACCAGUCGCACUCUACUGCUUCACCAUCCUGUUUCUUCUCGACAUCGCUUUGGGUGGAAUAGCAUGUGCCGGUCUAACUACUAAUGCACAGCGUCUGGCUUUGGCCUCACUCUGUAUUAUCUUCUUUUUCGUUGAUGCACUCUCUUUUCAAUCGCUCUGCUAUUUAGCCCCUACCGAGAUUCCUACAGCGGCUCUGCGUGAACCGGCACAGAGUUGGUCGCUGAUAUGGGCUUACAGCACUGCGGUCAUAAGCUCGUUCGCUGCGCCGCAAAUAACAAGUCCGAACGCGGGUAACUUGGGGGCGAAGGCAUUCUUGAUCUUUGCCGGUUUCAUGUUACUAACGAUCAUCUGGACCUACUUUUACUAUCCUGAGACGGCUAAUAGAACUCUCGCGGAAAUCGAUGAGUUGUAUGCUUCGAAGCUGCCAAAACGCAAGUGGAAAAACUACAAGACCGUAGGGCCAAGGGUUGUUGCACCUGAGGCAUCGGAAAAGGAUGCAAGCCAAUCUGAGUGCUAG